Messenger RNA from Triplophysa rosa, 2268 nucleotides. Its product is annotated as LON peptidase N-terminal domain and RING finger protein 2-like. Gene Ontology annotation, molecular function: protein binding. NCBI's taxonomy places the organism in Eukaryota, Metazoa, Chordata, Actinopteri, Cypriniformes, Nemacheilidae. The transcript has 6 exons. The coding region runs from base 750 to 2150 and encodes 466 amino acids. The record is from RefSeq and is a predicted model, not a curated record.
CCUACGUGACCGAGAAUAUUACACUCAUGUAGUUAUGCAGUUGUUACAGAUAUCUUCGUUUUCUGAAAUUUGGAUUUGAUAUUUACGUUUUGUACGGGGUCGUUUCAUUUACGGAUGUCCUUAGGAUGAAAACACACGCCAAAGGGACUUUUUUAAGAAUAAUUUUGAAGAGUAUUUCAGAAGGAGAGUUGAUGAGGAUUACGCUUUUGGAAUCUAUUGUUGGAGACAUUGGGUCUUACAUAAAACCAGUGGGUCAUCUGGUUACGCUUUAUUCGGAGACCUCUCACAUUACCAGCAUCAACGACUUAUGUGGAAUUGAAAUGUGCGGUAUGAGAAAAUCCGCCUUUAACUCUGAUCAAAAACUAUUUCUUGUGUCAUUCACAUUCAUCAUCGGGUUGUUUGGAUAUUUGGCGAAACCAUUCAACAGUUAAUUAGAAUCUUUCAUACGUUUAUUUUUGCGUUUACAUUCUGACUACAGACGUAGUCGUUUUUUGAGACGUUACUUUCCCAAUAAAUCAUUCGUCGUUUAAGGUCGUUUUUGUGUGCCUAGCAAAGGUGAUGGGGCAUAAAUGUAGUUUCCCGACGACGGUAUUUAAAUGUUUAUAUGGAGGCCUCUUUUUUUGUCUAACGUAGUAAGUAUUAAAUAAGAUUGUUUUCUAUUUGUUUAUAAUAACAACAUCUUCGUCAUUACACUUCUAUCUCUACCCCUUAUCUCGAAAAGCAUUGCAUUUUUUGUAUUGUAGCAGAAAAUGGAUGCAGGAAUUCAAAAUCACACUGAACAUUAUGUGCACGGCCUCUCCAACCCGAGCUCAGCAGGUCUGUGUGCGGAAAUGCUCGGGGUGGCCGAUGAGGCGUGCAGUGCUGGAGAUUUCGAAUUGGCAGUGGAAAUUUACUCGUCUCAGCUCGCCGAGCUCCAACACACUGACCGCGGCCUCUGCCUCCGGAAAGCCGAUGCUUUGGCUCGCGGAGGACGCAUAUCCGAGGCGCUGGACUCCUAUCGCAUCGCUGCAAACAUCCAGCCACUAAGUCCUGACGAACUGCAGGUUUUAGUUGAUGUCAUAGCCCUAACUAUACGUGUGAAAGAGCAAAGUGACCUUAAGAACUUAAACUUGGGCAACGGAUGUUUUGAGAGCGACGAAUUAGAGGAGGAACAGAAUUUAAACUUGUUUUCAUGCCGUCUUUGCAAGUGCUUGUUAACAGAACCAACGACCCUGGUAUGUGGGCACACUUUCUGUAAGCGCUGCCUUGAAGAGGAUGCGGUGAAAGAGUGCAAAAGUUGCUGCGUAAAAACAACCACAUUACUCAGAAAGUUUAAUGUGGAAGGACUCAGAGUGAAUGUUAUAGUCAGCGGUUUGAUUGAUAAAUGGUUCCACCCGGAAAGCCACGCGAGGCGAUGCUGGUUGGAAGGGGAAAGUCUUUGGAAAGAAGACGAUUUAUCCAGCGCCAUCCAAAAAUUUAACAAAGCGGAGGGAAUAGCACCUUUUAUAUGUAGGCUCCUAGCAAGACGGGCCGAGCUGCAUAUGGAAAUGAAGAAUUUCAGCCAAGCAAUCCAGGAUGGGGACACCAUUUGCCGACUGCGCCCCCUGUGGCCAAAGGCUCACUACAUUAAGGCCACAGCUUUUAGAAGCAUAGGUCAAAGUGAAGAUGCUCUGAGGGAGUAUUUAUACUGCGUGGCUCUAAAAGCUGACUGGAUCACCGUAAAACUGGAUGCUCAGAAGAUCCUGAGUGACAUGUUCACUUCAGUGUUUGUGAACGAUGGUUUGGGCACAUCCCAGCAACCUCUUCUGGCUGGCUCCUCCCCCCGAGUCAAACCCUCAUCCCUCCUCAGUUCUCUUCACUCCCCUCUUUAUAGAGAUGGCGACAAAGCAGGCAGCUCCAAGGAAUCCAGUUGCAGUAAAUUCCAAGAUGGGAGUUCCUCUUUUUUAAACCGGACUGAAAACAAUGUUAACUCUAUUGGCAUCUCUUCUGUAUCGUUAGCCCUUAAGAGGAAAUGGACAGAAGAUCCAAAUGACUUUCAGAUGCCCAACAAACAGCGCAAAAGAGAUGAGGCAUUGUCAUUCAAAUCUCUGCCUACUCUUUCUGAAGAAAGGCAGGUUCCAUUGAAGCUGUUGGACAGUGCAGACUUUGAAUGUUCUCUCUGCAUGAGGUAAUAUUGUUUAUUUCUCUAAAGAGUAAUUAUCAUGCACCUCACACUUCUCACUGUCAUUAAAACGUUCAAAUGCAGCAUGCCACUGGAAAGUGUUUAAAAGCAGCGCACGCACUAAAAAA